GUUCCUGUCCAAAUUGUGGUUUGCAAUAUAGUUGCCGUUACAAGCCACCAAGUUGUUCAGGAUGCAAUUUUGAGCUUGGAGGAUCAUAUGUCCCUAAAAAAAAGCCUCGUCCAUUGGUGCCUAAGUGUACCUUUGUGGUGCAGCCAUCAGACGGGUUAUCAAUCUACUCGGUUAAUACCAGUACCCAUGAUGAUCGAUGUAUUGUGGUUCGUGAAGAGGCUUCAUCUAUGUGUCAGCAUCACCUGUGUAAACAGAAUAGAGCCAUUCAUAUUAACAGCCAAAAAGUGGCAAGCUUUAGUUGUCAGCAUUUAGAAUCCACCAGAGAUUGUACAACUCCUCUUCAGACAUUCAAUGGGAUAUCAGAUGAGGUCAUUUCCAGUUAUCUCUGUGAUGAUGAAACAAAAAAAAACCCUGGCAGAAGUGGCAAAUGCAUCAAAGGCACAGUCAUUUCCAGUUGUUGUGCAUGUUUCUCCAACUAUGUAUUGCGUCUUUGGAAUGGCAACCACAAACAAGACUGUUGGAUAUUGCCAUGUCAAGGUAACUGAAAAGGAAAUUAAAUGCUGUUCCAAAGACUGCAAAGGUAUGUUGAAGAGCAAGCAGCAAAAGUCCCGAAAAGUUUGCACCCACAUCCAUCUUUUAUUGGCUCUUGGCAUUUUUACACACAACGAAUGUGUGUCAGCAGACCUUCCCCCCCCAAUAGUGCCAGACAGUUCCUUGACAACAAUUGACAGAAGGGGGAGCAAGUCUCGCAAGGCAACCAUGGGACUUAAAAUGAAGUUAAAGUUGCCAUAUGUCAUUCCAAAACCCAUUAUUCAGGCAGCAGGUAAAAUGGAUUUUUCCGGGUGGCCAGAGCAGUUUGAACCAGACCAAACUUUGUGUGAUUUGUGUAAAAGUCCUCUUGGUCAGUCCAAGCCACACCCAAAUGAACGUGGGCGAUCAAUCAUAAUGACCAAUGGAUGUCCAUUCAAAACAGUCAAAAUGCUAGUCAAAGAUUGCUCAUGUUGCUUUGCUAUGCACCAAGUGUUUCCCUACACAUUAGGUCUGUUUAAUAUUAGUGACAAGGUUCUGGUGGCACUUGAAAUUCUAUUAGACUUCCGAGAAUUGUUCAAAAGAGGAGUGCCAAUUUCUGUAGCCAUAAAAAGUAAAUUAGCUGUGAUGGUCCUGAAAGUUGAGGAAUCGCCAACAGAAAAUGAGUUGGAAAGUAUUGCUACACAUUUGUACAAUGGGUUUUAUUGCUUUGAGGCAAUAACUGAACGCAAUAUGGAUUCAGGUGUUUGUGGAAUUUGUGGUACUGUUGGUGAAGUGUAUUUUGGGGAUAGGAAUGAAAAAAAUUGCUGCAGCAUUAGCGAGAUUGAUUACUCACCACUACAAGAUAUAGAUUGUGAAGAAGAUGAUCCUAUUUCCUUUGAGAUUUUCUUGGAGAAAUUAAAAUACAAUUUGGGGAAAAAAAGUGCUUUUCUCAAGCAAUAUGGCAAACCUAAUAAAGGUGAUCCAGCUCUUUUGCAUCAUUGGAUAUCCACUCAAGUAGUUGACAUGAACACAAUUGAGCAAUGCAGUGUCGAGAAGCUAAAAGAACUUUGUCAUUUGUGUAAUAUAGCAAUUUCAGGCAAAUCAAAGGCAAGAAUGCUCAUUGAUUUGCGGUCAUUGUAUGAAACCUUGCUGGUUGGUUCAUGUCCUUGCCAUGGCUUCACAAAAGUGCCAGGGCAUACUGGUGGUUUCUACCACAUUGUUUGUCGCCAUGGCGUAACCGCAGCUUCAAAGUUUCUGACUUUACAGGAGUCAGUAAGACAUGCUGCCGAUCUCUAUUUAUCAUUUAAGCAUAUUCCUCUUGUUUUUCUUUGCGACACGGCUUGUGGGUUUGUCAGGCACUUAGAGUGCCGGGUCAGUAAAGAAAUGACCGAACAGCUAUGGAAAGAUAACAGAAGGUGUUUUGAGGUACCAUCGUUGGAUAAACCACCAUCAAAGGAAAUGAGUGUCCCUAUGCUGACAACAGCAGAAUACAGAAAAAGUGACAAUGAUAUGAUACAGGUGGAGGAUGGUAGCAUGAUUCAUCCAUUGACAGGCACAUCCAGGAGAUAUGUUUUAGGUGACAGAUUUCACACAGCAAGCAAUCCUCACAAGUCACCCCUUUGUGAAUAUCACAACAUAAAUCUUUUGUCUCAGUCGAACACGAUAAAAACAAGCUAUCAAGAGUCCGAAAACAACCGAAAGAAUGUGCGACGGUUACGAAGCUCGAUAAUGCAAAAUUUUUCCACACACUAUUUUCAUAACUUUUUGAUGGAUUUCUAUCAAAAUGAGGAAAUAGUAAAAAAGCAACACGACGUAGCUUCGAGACAGCUAAGACCUGGGCAGAUGUUAUGCAGGAAUUCAUAUAUGCAAUUUGUGAUAAAAGAUGGUGAAAAAUAA
Messenger RNA from Dendronephthya gigantea, 2406 nucleotides. RefSeq names its product HMG domain-containing protein 3-like. Bases 352 to 2406 code for a protein of 684 amino acids. NCBI's taxonomy places the organism in Eukaryota, Metazoa, Cnidaria, Anthozoa, Malacalcyonacea, Nephtheidae. The transcript is spliced from 9 exons. The record is from RefSeq and is a predicted model, not a curated record.